Molecule: messenger RNA, 1412 nt
Organism: Telopea speciosissima
Lineage: Eukaryota; Viridiplantae; Streptophyta; Magnoliopsida; Proteales; Proteaceae
Product: beta-glucuronosyltransferase GlcAT14A-like
Exons: 4
Coding region: 88-1293 (401 amino acids)
Cellular component (GO): membrane
Molecular function (GO): glucuronosyltransferase activity
Source: RefSeq, a predicted model, not a curated record
UGAUUUUUGCAAAAUUGUAGCGUUAGCAAAUGCAAUUCACUCUAACAGUGGCCCUAAUUCGAUGACCCUGCAACAAAUUGUACCAUCAUGGCAGCUGAGAAGAAAUGGCUCUUUACCCUCUUCUCUGCCGCCUUUGUUUCGUUGCUUAUUUUCCUCUCUGCAAUGUCCGGUUUCAGUGCAUCUUCUGCUUUCAACUCUCACAGGUCGUUCCCCUCUACUUUGCGGUAUGGGGCUAAAUACCCGCCUGCAUUUGCUUAUUACAUCUCUGGGCGAAGAGGGCAUAAGGACCAGAUCUUUCGGUUGUUGCUCGCGGUUUAUCACCCCCGUAACCGCUACCUUCUCCAUCUUGGCCCAGAAGCUUCGAAUGAAGAACGGCAAAGACUGGCCGAGGCCGUCCGCACUGUUCCAGCUAUCCGGGCUUUUGGGAACGUUGAUGUUAUAGGGAAUCCGGAUCCUGUUACUGACAUGGGAUCGUCCAACAUUGCUGCCACGCUUCGUGCCGCUGCAAUUCUCUUGAGGGUUGAUAGCGGUUGGGAUUGGUUCAUCACUUUAACUGCAUCGGAUUAUCCACUUCUUACUCAGGAUGACUUGUCUCAUGUGUUCUCCACGCUGAGGAGGGAGCUCAAUUUCAUUGAUCACACCAGUGACCUUGGAUGGAAAGAGUACCAGAGGGUUCAUCCAAUUGUAGUUGACCCAGGGAUUUACUUGGCUAGGAGGACUCAAAUCUUUUAUGCUACCCAGAAGCGGCCAACACCUGAUGCUUUCAAAUUUUUUACGGGUUCUCCAUGGGUUAUUCUGAGCCGAGCCUUCCUUGAAUUCUGUGUUCUUGGUUGGGAUAAUCUUCCCAGAACUCUUCUUAUGUAUUUUAAUAAUGUAAUUUUAUCCCAAGAAGGGUAUUUCCAUUCUGUAGUUUGCAAUUCACCAGAGUUCCAGAACACGACUGUGAACACUGAUCUAAGAUACAUGAUCUGGGAUAAUCCCCCCAAAAUGGAACCUCGCUAUCUCAAUGUUACAGACUAUGAUCCCAUGGUGCAAAGUGGGGCUGCCUUUGCGAGACAGUUCCAUAAAAAUGACAGGGUACUGGACAUGGUGGAUGAUAGGAUUCUAAUGCGUGGUUCCAAUCGUGCUGCAGCAGGGGCCUGGUGCACUGGUAAGAGAAGAUGGUGGAUGGAUCCGUGUUCAAAGUGGGGUGAUGUCAAUGUUGUGAAGCCCGGGCCACAGGCGGAGAGGUUCAGGGAGGUAAUGACAGGUCUUAUUGAUGAUUGGAGUUCACAGUCAAGUUCAUGCAAGUGAUGCGAAGCGAGAUCUCAAGGUAGAAAAGUGCUGGUUAUGUAAUGAUAUGCAUCUGCACCUGAGACCACCACCAUCGGUUGAGGUACUUAUAUUAUGAGAGUACAUGUAUUCCGAGUUUU